Pistacia vera is the source of this 1221-nucleotide messenger RNA. Its product is annotated as SPX domain-containing protein 2-like. Bases 415 to 1002 code for a protein of 195 amino acids. The transcript has 3 exons. The record is from RefSeq and is a predicted model, not a curated record. Gene Ontology annotation, biological process: cellular response to phosphate starvation. Lineage: Eukaryota; Viridiplantae; Streptophyta; Magnoliopsida; Sapindales; Anacardiaceae.
UGUUCCCAUCUAAACUAGUAAUAAAACAACGACAAACUGCCACAAGACUGGACUUGAUUGACAAGCUUAAUGAGAUAAAACCUUUUUCUACAAUAAGAAUAUCUGAAGUAACAUUCCCAGAAUAUACUGUUAUCUCCUUAGUUGUAACGCUUCUGAUUACUGUUAAUCUUAUGAACAUCCGAUUUUCUCAAUUAAUUUAAGCGAAGAUGCGUGUUGACUUACCUGUCCUCAAGUUCAGUAUAUACUUAGGAACCUAUAGUAUCUAGUUCUUGUUUAAUUUACCGAUUGGUUCAAGGAAUAAAAGUUUGAGAAAUUACUUGAACCUUCAGAAUAUGAUAUAUUAUUUGCAGAAGAACAAUGUUUUAGUCUAUAAAUAGUUCUGAUUUGAGAGGGUAGAGGAGCUUAUACUUUGCAAUGAAGUACGGGAAAAGGCUUCGAAACGAGGUAGAGAAGAGCUUCCCUGGAUGGGGAGGUGAUUUUAUAUCUUAUAAGCAGUUGAAGAAGCAAUUGAACCUGAUUGAUCCUCUGUCAAGGCCAAGGAAGAGGUCAAGAAUUUCCAUUGGAGAUAUUUUUGAUGCCGGAAAUGGAAGAGACGAUGUGAAUUCGAUGAGGGUCAACGUUGGUUUCACCACAUUGUUAGGUGAAGAACUGCAGAAGGUUAAUACAUUUUACAUUGACAAGGAGGAAGAUUACAUCAUCAGAUUAAAGGAGCUGCAGGACAUGGAAGCAAACUUGUCCUGCCAUAGAGAGAUGCUAAAUUUGCAGAAGGAUAUUCUGGAAUUUCAUGGUGAGAUGGUUCAGCUUUUGCAGUACAGUGUCCUUAACUCCACAGGAUUUGUGAAGAUAGUGAAGAAGCAUAAAAAGCGAUCAGGUUCUUCGAUUCAUGUUUCCUUCAUGCCAAGAGUGCUAGAACAGCCUAUCUUCUCCACUGGCUUGCUCUACAAACUCCUGAAGGAGUGUGAAGCAAUGCUGUAUCGCCUUUUCCUAGACGACGAACCAUAAGAUCACUUGAAGCUAGCAGAUUUCAGUUUCAAAAAGUAGAAUGUAUACUGUAUAUCAUUCACCAAAGAGAAAGUAAAAAGUUUUUCUUUGGGAAUGAUUUGGUGUCUUUGUUGUUGUACCUCUCAUUUUGUUGUAGCAAUAUAUUAUAUGGUAAAGAUGAAUGUUAUAUAAAAUAAUUGUUCUACUACAUUACAUGAUCAAUGAAUUUAUUUAGUGUUA